AUGUCCCUACGUGAAACCAACCUGGAUGGAAUUCUGCCUCUGGUGGCCAGAGGUAAGGUAAGAGAUAUCUACGAGGUGGACGCUAAAACGCUGCUCUUCGUGGCCACCGACCGUAUUUCCGCGUACGAUGUUAUCAUGGAGAAUACGGUGCCGGAAAAGGGAGUUCUGCUCACCAAGCUUUCGGAUUUUUGGUUCGAGUUCCUCGACGCGGACGUGCGUAACCACUUGGUGAAAAUCCCGCAAGGCAAAACCGCUUUCGACCUGCUACCUUCUCAGCUGUCAGAACCCAAGUAUAAAGCGCAGCUUGCAGGCAGGUGUCUGCUGAUCAACAAAUUCAAGCUGAUUCCACUGGAGGUGAUUGUACGUGGGUUCAUCACCGGGUCUGCCUGGAAGGAAUACAAAAAGUUUGGCACCGUUCAUGGCCAGACGGCCCCAGAGGGCUUGCAAGAAUGUCAAGAGUUUCCCACUCCUAUUUUCACACCUUCCACCAAGGCUGAGCAAGGCGAACACGACGAAAACAUAUCGAAGGAACAGGCUGCGGCUCUCGUCGGACAGGAACUUUGCGACAGAGUGGCCGAGCUCGCUAUCAAGCUAUACGGCAAGGCCAAGGACUACGCCAAGACUAAGGGAAUUAUCAUUGCAGACACAAAAUUCGAGUUCGGAAUCGACGAGUCAACUGACGAAAUCAUUUUGGUGGAUGAGGUUCUCACCCCGGAUUCAUCUCGUUUCUGGAACGGACAAAACUUCAAAUUGGGCCAAUCCCAGGACUCCUAUGAUAAGCAGUUUUUACGCAAUUGGUUGACUAGCAACAAAUUGGACGGUGUCGAUGGCGUCAAAAUGCCUGAUGACAUUGUCGCGCGCACUAGGUCCAAAUAUGUAGAGGCCUAUGAAACGUUGACGGGGAACAAAUUUUAG
Messenger RNA from Lachancea dasiensis, 915 nucleotides. The record is from the annotation of a GenBank genome assembly. Lineage: Eukaryota; Fungi; Ascomycota; Saccharomycetes; Saccharomycetales; Saccharomycetaceae.